AUGAUAUUAAAACGGCUCCUAUACCCAAUCUGGCUAUUCCUAGUUCAGGGCUUACUAGCCUUGACUAUUACUCAAGACACAAUCACAAGUGGAACCAUCAACCUUUCUGUUGGAAGCAUUACCAUUGACUCGGGAGCUUACUGGUCAAUCAUAAACAAUGCUGUUUCAGCAUUCGUAGGUGACUUGACCGUACAAAGCAAUGCCGGGUUCUAUAUCUCAACCACAAACCCAUUGAUUGGUUUGCAAGUCACCUUGCUAGGUGUCUUGAACUCAAUUCAAAACAACGGUGUUAUUUCAUUCAACUCCCUCAAGACAUUGAUUGCACCAAACUACAACUUGGUUGGUCUUUCCUUUCUCAACAAUGGUCAGAUGUACCUUGCAGCCGAUGGAACUAACCCACCGGUCAUGGCCUUAACAGCCGCAUCAUGGACAAACAAUGGAUUACUUGUAUUCUACCAAAACCAACGUUCGGAGUCUUUAAUCAAUUUGGGAACUACCUUAGGCUCAAUCACAAAUGCCGGCUCCAUCUGUCUCUACAGCAGUGUUUACCAACAAUUGACUAGUAUCACAGGCUCAGGAUGUAUCCAAGCUAAUGGCGACUCCACAAUCUACAUAUCCAAUGCGUUGUUACCAAUUUCAACAUCUCAAACUUUCUACUUGAAAGACUCCCUGAGUUCAAUAGUCGUUCAACCUUUGAGUACGCCCGCUACAUUUACCGUGGUGGGCUUUGGUAACAAUAACAAAAUUGGUAUCAGUAUUCCGCUAUUAUCUGCUCCUUACCUCGGUUUAACAGCUUAUUCAUAUGACUCUGGUACUGGUACAUUAACAUUGAGAGGUUUAAGUCUCGGUCUUUUAUCACAAAAAUUCGUCAUAGGUACUGGAUAUGACAGUAGCAAAUUUAAAAUUGUCACCGAUUCCGGUGCAGGUCUACCAACUACUUUGUUGGGAUCGGUGCAAUACAAUGGCCCUGUUCCAAACCAAUCAGUUCCAGCAGUUUGUCAAUGUCAAGUUCCACCAGAUGCACCAGGAACGGAUCUGACAUCUAGUACUCAACCGCCAUCAUAUUCUACGGAACCACCAACCUCAGAACCAAUCACAUCAGAAUCACCUUCUUCAACAGAGAGUUACACUCCGACAACUAGUGAAUCAUCUACAGACUCUUCAGCAUUCACUACUGAGUACACUACCACCUGGACCACCACCAAUGCAGAUGGUUCAGUUGAGACCGACUCUGGUGUUGUAUCAGUUUCUGGUACUUCAUCCACCACAGUGACUACAUUUGCUCCUGAAUCUUCUACGGACACAGAUAGUGAAUCAUCUACCGAUUCUUCAGCAUUCACUACUGAGUACACUACCACCUGGACCACCACCAAUGCAGAUGGUUCAGUUGAGACCGACUCUGGUGUUGUAUCAGUUUCUGGUACUUCAUCCACCACAGUGACUACAUUUGCUCCUGAAUCUUCUACGGACACAGAUAGUGAAUCAUCUACCGAUUCUUCAGCAUUCACUACUGAGUACACUACCACCUGGACCACCACCAAUGCAGACGGUUCAGUUGAGACUGACUCUGGUAUCGUCUCUGUUUCCGGUACUUCAUCCACCACAGUGACUACGUUUGCUCCUGAAUCUUCUACGGACACAGAUAGUGAAUCAUCUACAGACUCUUCAGAAUUCACUACUGAGUACACUACCACCUGGACCACCACCAAUGCCGACGGUUCAGUUGAGACCGACUCUGGUAUCGUCUCUGUUUCCGGUACUUCAUCCACCACAGUGACUACGUUUGCUCCUGAAUCUUCCACGGACACCGACAGUGAAUCAUCUACAGACUCUUCAGAAUUCACUACUGAGUACACUACCACCUGGACCACUACUAAUGCAGACGGUUCAGUUGAGACUGACUCUGGUAUCGUCUCUGUUUCCGGUACUUCAUCCACCACAGUGACUACGUUUGCUCCUGAAUCUUCCACGGACACCGACAGUGAAUCAUCUACAGACUCUUCAGAAUUCACUACUGAGUACACUACCACCUGGACCACUACUAAUGCAGACGGUUCAGUUGAGACUGACUCUGGUGUUGUCUCUGUUUCCGGUACUUCAUCCACCACAGUGACUACGUUUGCUCCUGAGUCGCAGACUGAUACCGACAGUGAAUCAUCUACCGAUUCUUCAGCAUUCACUACUGAGUACACUACCACCUGGACCACCACCAAUGCAGACGGUUCAGUUGAGACCGACUCUGGUGUUGUCUCUGUUUCCGGUACUUCAUCCACCACAGUGACUACGUUUGCUCCUGAGUCGCAGACUGAUACCGACAGUGAAUCAUCUACCGAUUCUUCAGCAUUCACUACUGAGUACACUACCACCUGGACCACCACCAAUGCAGACGGUUCAGUUGAGACCGACUCUGGUGUUGUAUCAGUUUCUGGUACUUCAUCCACCACAGUGACUACAUUUGCUCCUGAAUCUUCUACGGACACAGAUAGUGAAUCAUCUACCGAUUCUUCAGCAUUCACUACUGAGUACACUACCACCUGGACCACCACCAAUGCAGACGGUUCAGUUGAGACUGACUCUGGUAUCGUCUCUGUUUCCGGUACUUCAUCCACCACAGUGACUACGUUUGCUCCUGAAUCUUCUACGGACACUGAUAAUGAAUCAUCUACCGAUUCUUCAGCAUUCACUACUGAGUACACUACCACCUGGACCACUACCAAUGCCGACGGUUCAGUUGAGACCGACUCUGGUGUUGUAUCAGUUUCCGGUACAUCAUCCACCACAGUGACUACGUUUGCUCCUGAGUCGCAGACUGAUACCGACAGUGAAUCAUCUACCGAUUCUUCAGCAUUCACUACUGAGUACACUACCACCUGGACCACUACCAAUGCCGACGGUUCAGUUGAGACCGACUCUGGUGUUGUAUCAGUUUCCGGUACAUCAUCCACCACAUUGACUACAUUCCCACACCUGCAAGAUGCUGGCGCUUCCGAGUACACCACCACUUGGACUACUACUAAUGCAGACGGCUCUGUUGAGACUGACUCUGGUAUUGUCUCUGUUUCCGGUACAUCAUCCACCACAUUGACUACAUUCCCACACCUGCAAGAUGCUGGCGUUUCCGAGUACACCACCACUUGGACUACUACUAAUGCAGACGGCUCCGUUGAGACUGACUCUGGUGUUGUAUCAGUUUCUGGUACUUCGUCAACUACCAUCACUACAUUCCCACAUCUGCAAGAUGCUGGCGCUUCCGAGUACACUACUACCUGGACCACCACCAAUGCAGAUGGCUCAGUUGAGACUGACUCUGGUAUUGUGUCUGUUUCUGGUACCUCGUCAACUACCAUCACUACAUUCCCACACCUGCAAGAUGCUGGCGCUUCCGAAUACACUACUACCUGGACCACCACCAAUGCAGAUGGCUCCGUCGAGACUGACUCAGGUAUUGUGUCUGUUUCUGGUACUUCGUCAACUACCAUCACUACAUUCCCACACCUGCAAGAUGCUGGCGCUUCCGAGUACACCACCACUUGGACUACUACUAAUGCAGAUGGGUCAGUCGAGACUGACUCUGGUAUUGUCUCUGUUUCCGGUACAUCAUCCACCACAUUGACUACAUUCCCACACCUGCAAGAUGCGGAAACAUCCGAGUACACUACUACCUGGACCACCACUAAUGCAGAUGGCUCGGUUGAGACUGACUCUGGUGUUGUAUCAGUUUCUGGUACUUCGUCAACUACCAUCACUACAUUCCCAGCAUCUGCAACUGGCCCUAUUGUUUGUAAACGUGAUGACCCUGAUUGUAAUUCCGGAGAGGGAAUCUACACUACCACCUGGACCACCACUAAUGCAGAUGGCGCAGUUGAGACUGACUCUGGUAUUGUAUCAGUAUCUGGUACCUCGUCAACUACCAUCACUACAUUCCCACACCUGCAAGAUGCAGAAGCUUCCGAAUACACCACCACUUGGACCACCACCAAUGCAGAUGGCUCAGUUGAGACUGACUCUGGUGUCGUAUCAGUAUCUGGUACCUCGUCAACUACCAUCACUACAUUCCCACACCUGCAAGAUGCAGAAGCUUCCGAAUACACCACCACUUGGACCACCACCAAUGCAGAUGGCUCCGUCGAGACUGACUCUGGUAUUGUAUCAGUAUCUGGUACCUCGUCAACUACCAUCACUACAUUCCCACACCUGCAAGAUGCAGAAGCUUCCGAGUACACUACUACCUGGACAACCACCAAUGCAGAUGGCUCAGUUGAGACUGACUCUGGUGUUGUAUCAGUUUCUGGUACUUCGUCAACUACCAUCACUACAUUCCCACACCUGCAAGAUGCUGGCGCUUCCGAAUACACCACCACUUGGACCACCACCAAUGCAGAUGGCUCAGUUGAGACUGACUCUGGUGUCGUAUCAGUAUCUGGUACCUCGUCAACUACCAUCACUACAUUCCCACACCUGCAAGAUGCAGAAGCUUCCGAAUACACUACUACCUGGACCACCACCAAUGCAGAUGGCUCCGUCGAGACUGACUCUGGUAUUGUAUCAGUAUCUGGUACCUCGUCAACUACCAUCACUACAUUCCCACACCUGCAAGAUGCAGAAGCUUCCGAGUACACUACUACCUGGACAACCACCAAUGCAGAUGGCUCAGUUGAGACUGACUCUGGUGUUGUGUCUGUUUCUGGUACUUCGUCAACUACCAUCACUACAUUCCCACACCUGCAAGAUGCUGGCGCUUCCGAGUACACUACUACCUGGACCACCACCAAUGCAGAUGGGUCAGUCGAGACUGACUCUGGUAUUGUCUCUGUUUCCGGUACAUCAUCCACCACAUUGACUACAUUCCCACACCUGCAAGAUGCUGGCGCUUCCGAGUACACCACCACUUGGACUACUACUAAUGCAGAUGGCUCGGUUGAGACUGACUCUGGUGUUGUAUCAGUUUCUGGUACCUCGUCAACUACCAUCACUACAUUCCCACACCUGCAAGAUGCCGGCGCUUCCGAAUACACUACUACCUGGACCACCACUAAUGCGGAUGGCUCAGUUGAGACUGACUCUGGUAUUGUGUCUGUUUCUGGUACCUCGUCAACUACCAUCACUACAUUCCCACACCUGCAAGAUGCAGAAGCUUCCGAGUACACUACUACCUGGACCACCACCAAUGCAGAUGGCUCGGUUGAGACUGACUCUGGUGUCGUAUCAGUUUCUGGUACCUCGUCAACUACCAUCACUACAUUCCCACACCUGCAAUAUGCAGAAGCUUCCGAGUACACUACUACCUGGACAACCACUAAUGCAGAUGGCUCAGUUGAGACUGACUCUGGUGUUGUAUCAGUUUCUGCUACUUCAUCCACCACAUUGACUACAUUCCCAGCAUCUGCAACUGGCCCUAUUGUUUGUAAACGUGAUGACCCUGAUUGUAAUUCCGGAGAGGGAAUCUACACUACCACCUGGACCACCACUAAUGCAGAUGGCUCGGUUGAGACUGACUCUGGUGUUGUAUCAGUUUCUGGUACUUCGUCAACUACCGUUACUACAUUCCCACACCUGCAAGAUUCUGGCGCUUCCGAGUACACCACCACUUGGACUACUACUAAUGCAGAUGGCUCCGUCGAGACUGACUCUGGUAUUGUCUCUGUUUCCGGUACAUCAUCCACCACAUUGACUACAUUCCCACACCUGCAAGAUGCUGGCGCUUCCGAGUACACCACCACUUGGACUACUACUAAUGCAGAUGGGUCAGUCGAGACUGACUCUGGUGUUGUAUCAGUUUCUGGUACUUCGUCAACUACCAUCACUACAUUCCCACACCUGCAAGAUGCUGGCGCUUCCGAGUACACUACUACCUGGACCACCACCAAUGCAGAUGGGUCAGUCGAGACUGACUCUGGUGUUGUAUCAGUUUCUGGUACUUCAUCCACCACAUUGACUACAUUCCCACACCUGCAAGAUGCUGGCGCUUCCGAGUACACCACCACUUGGACUACUACUAAUGCAGACGGCUCCGUUGAGACUGACUCUGGUGUUGUAUCAGUUUCUGGUACUUCGUCAACUACCAUCACUACAUUCCCACACCUGCAAGAUGCUGGCGCUUCCGAGUACACUACUACCUGGACCACCACCAAUGCAGAUGGGUCAGUCGAGACUGACUCUGGUAUUGUCUCUGUUUCCGGUACAUCAUCCACCACAUUGACUACAUUCCCACACCUGCAAGAUGCUGGCGCUUCCGAAUACACUACUACCUGGACCACCACCAAUGCAGAUGGCUCAGUUGUGACUGACUCUGGUGUAGUAUCAGUUUCUGGUACUUCAUCCACCACAUUGACUACAUUCCCAGCAUCUGCAACUGGCCCUAUUGUUUGUAAACGUGAUGACCCUGAUUGUAAUUCCGGAGAGGGAAUCUACACUACCACCUGGACCACCACUAAUGCAGAUGGCUCGGUUGAGACUGACUCUGGUAUUGUCUCUGUUUCCGGUACAUCAUCCACCACAUUGACUACAUUCCCACACCUGCAAGAUGCUGGCGCUUCCGAGUACACCACCACUUGGACUACUACUAAUGCAGAUGGGUCAGUCGAGACUGACUCUGGUAUUGUCUCUGUUUCCGGUACAUCAUCCACCACAUUGACUACAUUCUCACACCUGCAAGAUGCUGGCGCUUCCGAGUACACCACCACUUGGACUACUACUAAUGCAGACGGCUCCGUUGAGACUGACUCUGGUAUUGUCUCUGUUUCCGGUACAUCAUCCACCACAUUGACUACAUUCCCACACCUGCAAGAUGCUGGCGCUUCCGAGUACACCACCACUUGGACUACCACUAAUGCAGACGGCUCCGUCGAGACUGACUCUGGUAUUGUCUCUGUUUCCGGUACAUCAUCCACCACAUUGACUACAUUCCCACACCUGCAAGAUGCUGGCGCUUCUGAGUACACGACCACUUGGACUACCACUAAUGCAGACGGCUCCGUCGAGACUGACUCUGGUAUUGUCUCUGUUUCCGGUACUUCAUCCACCACAUUGACUACAUUCCCACACCUGCAAGAUGCUGGCGCUUCUGAGUACACCACCACUUGGACCACCACUAAUGCCGAUGGUUCAGUUGCCACUGCAUCCGGUGUUGUCACUGUUUCCGGUACAUCUACUAUCACCAUCAGCACAUGUCCUGAGCUGCAAGCCACUGAUGCCUCAGAGUACACCACCACUUGGACCACCACUAAUGCUGAUGGUUCGGUUGCCACUGCAUCCGGUGUUGUCACUGUUUCCGGUACAUCUACUAUCACCAUCAGCACAUGUCCUGAGCUGCAAGCCACUGAUGCCUCAGAGUACACCACCACUUGGACCACCACUAAUGCCGAUGGUUCAGUUGCCAUUGCAUCCGGUGUUGUCACUGUUUCCGGUACAUCUACUAUCACCAUCAGCACAUGUCCUGAGCUGCAAGCCACUGAUGCUUCGGAGUACACUACCACUUGGACCACCACUAAUGCCGAUGGUUCAGUUGCCAUUGCAUCCGGUGUUGUCACUGUUUCCGGUACAUCUACUAUCACCAUCAGCACAUGUCCUGAGCUGCAAGCCACUGAUGCUUCAGAGUACACUACCACUUGGACCACCACUAAUGCUGAUGGUUCAGUUGCCACUGCAUCCGGUGUGUUCACUUUAUCUGGCUCCUCCACUGUAUUGUUGCCAACUGUUUCUUUGGCAGUUCCAUCUUCAAGUAGUAUUAUAUCAACUACAACUUUUGAUAAUGCCCUUCCAACGUCCAAGACUGAGAUUGCUGGAACUGAGUCUGUUCCAUCUGUUGCAAUGAAUGGAAGCAACGGAGAUAGUGAAGUUAGCAACGCGGCAGGUUCUUCUACAAGUUCUGUCAUUGCAUUUGAAUCGGUUAACCCAGAAGCUUCUAAUUCGCCAAGUAGCACAAGUGCUGGUUCUGGCUUAGGUUCCAGUUCUGUGACUGUUGGUGCUACAACUUUGGAAACUCACGGAAUCUCCACCUCUGCUUUUGUUGCAGCUACGUCAUCGAAUUCAUCUCCUAUCUCCACUUCAACUGCAUCGGUUCAACUAUCUGAAAACUCGGCGGCUAGUUUUACUCCUAGCAAAUGGAUGGCUAUUCUCUUAGCCUGCAUUGGGGUAUUCACGUUUAUUUGA
Messenger RNA from Lodderomyces elongisporus, 8151 nucleotides. RefSeq lists its product as uncharacterized. The transcript has 2 exons. Bases 1 to 8151 code for a protein of 2716 amino acids. NCBI's taxonomy places the organism in Eukaryota, Fungi, Ascomycota, Pichiomycetes, Serinales, Debaryomycetaceae. The record is from RefSeq and is a predicted model, not a curated record.